Molecule: messenger RNA, 4020 nt
Organism: Hippocampus zosterae (dwarf seahorse)
Lineage: Eukaryota; Metazoa; Chordata; Actinopteri; Syngnathiformes; Syngnathidae
Gene: kdm2aa
Product: lysine (K)-specific demethylase 2Aa
Exons: 24
Coding region: 201-3761 (1186 amino acids)
Biological process (GO): protein demethylation; regulation of transcription by RNA polymerase II
Molecular function (GO): histone demethylase activity; DNA binding; transcription coregulator activity
Source: RefSeq, a predicted model, not a curated record
AGGACGAAGAAGACGAUGACAACGAAGAAGAAGAAGAAGAAGACGAAGGAAGAAGACGACAACAAAGUCGAGGAUAGCAGCGACGACGGAGAAGAAGAAGAAAUAGAAGAAGCGGGCGACACAGAAGAAGUCGGCGAUGACGACGAAGUAGACAACAACAACAGUAAUACAGUAGUUAAAAGGAUCGAACGCGUGAGAACAUGGGGCGAACUGGUACACGGCGGCGUUAUCAAGAGGAUGUUAUCUCGGAUGAAGAGAUUGAUGGAAGGAGAACGUUUAAUCUGGAGGAAAAAGUCCACUGCCAGAGGUUCAACUCUGAUCGGAUCGUUCGCAUGCAAGGAAAAGAUUUAACAUAUGAGCUCAUCCAAAGAAGUGGCUUGAGAGACCCAAUCAUCUUUGAGAAAAUUGAUGGACUAGGACUCAAGAUGCCUGAUCCAAGCUUCAGUGUUAGUGAUGUCAAGAUGUUUGUUGGUAGCAGACGUAUGAUUGAUGUCAUGGAUGUAAGCACUCAGAAGGGGAUAGAGAUGUCCAUGGCCCAGUGGACUCGGUAUUAUGAGAGUUCUCCAUCUCAGCGAGAGAAGCUCUACAAUGUCAUCAGCCUGGAGUUUAGCCACACAAAGAUGGAAAAUCUGGUCAAGAGACCUUCCACACUUGAUCUUAUAGACUGGGUUGACAACAUGUGGCCCCGUCACCUGAAAGAAAGACAGAGGGACUCGACCAACUCAAUCAGUGAUAUGCAGUAUCCCAAAGUACAAAAGUACUGUCUGAUGAGUGUGGAGGGAUGCUAUACAGACUUUCACAUUGACUUUGGAGGAACAUCCGUGUGGUACCAUGUUCUAAGAGGGAGCAAGGUAUUCUGGUUGAUCCCUCCCACCGCUCAGAACUUGGAGUUAUAUGAACACUGGGUGCUGUCGGGAAAACAAUCGGAUGUUUUUCUUGGGGAUCGCGCUUCUGACUGCCAGAGGAUUGAACUUCGACAAGGAUGCACCUUUAUCAUACCAUCAGGUUGGAUUCAUGCAGUCUACACCCCUGUGGAUUCUAUUGUCUUUGGUGGAAACUUCCUUCACAGCUUUAACAUUCCAAUGCAACUUAACAUUUGCAAUAUAGAGGACCGCACGCGGGUCCCAGUGAAGUUCCGUCACCCAUUUUUUUACGAGAUGUGCUGGUAUGUGUUGGAGCGCUAUAUUUUCAGUCUGACCAAGACUUCUUACCUUACACCAGAGUUCCAGAAGUUGUCUCUGGACAUUGGUCCAGCAUUUGAGAAUAUGGCGGAAGAAGAUAAGAGUGUCAGUGAAGAUGAUGUUUUAGAACAGCUGUUGGACAAACCAGCAAAUGUUAAUUUGACUCCGUUGGAGCUAGAAGGGCUUUGGAACUUGGUGGGCAAACUUGAGUCACUCCCAUCCAACAAGAAGUGUGUCCCACCCGGCAUACACAAUUCCCCUGCACUCAUUACACACAUUAAGGCACUCCUAAAGGAACAUGCUAAUGAUGAUCCCAAAAAAUCCUACACCGGAAAACCAAUUGUGAAGUGGUCAAAGAGGUCCUUGAACCAUCAGCCUCUUCAACCACCACCACCCCUUAAUCCUAAAUUUGUUGCCGCUCCUGUCAUGCCGCGACCACAGAAGCCUGCGUCUUCCAUGUCUGUGUUGAGAAGGCGCAGGGUCAGAUGUAAGCGCUGCGAGGCAUGUAUGAGAACUGAAUGUGGAGAAUGUAAUUUCUGCCGAGACAUGAAGAAGUUUGGAGGACCUGGAAAGCUAAAGCAAACCUGUGUGCUGCGCCAGUGUCUCUCACCAGGACUUCCACUGUCUGCUGUUUGUGAAAUAUGCAAGGAACCUAACCAAGAUGAAACUGGAGAUCACUUCUUUACUCUGAUGGAAUGUUCAAAUUGUGCACAGAUUGUCCACCCUUCUUGCCUCACGAUUCGGGGUGAGGGAAUUAUCAACAAAGACCUUCCAAGCUGCUGGGAAUGUCCGAAAUGCGUUCAAGGGAUCACUGACUCGGAGCAGCGGAAAUGUUCCUCUCUGCUGGAUGCCCGCAUGGCUAAGAUAUUCCGACAGCAGAGACACUGUCGUGAUGGAAAUGACUCCAGUGAUGAUGACGAGGAUGAAGCCACACACAGAAAAAAGUCACGGAUGCAGCCAGGAGGAUGCCACUCUUCCCGGAGAGGAAUGCGUACCAACAGGAGAGGAUUGUUCAAAGGCGGAUCAACCCACAGAGGAAGCAGGGAAGGCCCUGUGACUCCUGGUACUUCCAUCUUCAAGUUCAAGGCUGGUAGGAGGAGAGGGAUGAGAUUAAGGGGUGGUUCAAGGAUGCAGCAAAGAGGUGCGUCUACUGAGGAAUCUGAUGAUGGUGAUGAAGAGGAAGAUGAUGACAGCGGACAUGGAGACCAGGAUCAGCAUCCUCAUCAGUGUAGGAGGAGGUCCAGGACUGAUGAGGAGGAAGAUGAGGACAGUGAAAAACAUGAGUUUGACCCAGAUGAUGAGGGCAUGGACCUAGAAGAAGAAGAAGAGCAAGAAGGACCCUGGGAUUCGGACCCAGAACCUCCAGUGCUCCUGAUGUCUGAUCUCAAUGAUGACAUACUAUGUGGCUCCUACCUGACUGUGACUCUACAACGCCCGACCAUUACUGAUAAAAAAUCUGGUUGUAUCGUUCCAAAAAUGGAAGCUGCAAUGGGUUUGAGGUCACCUCCACUAAAUGCAUGUGGUCAACCAAGCAUCACCCGGAAGACCACUUUAAACAAAGCCUUAAGGUUCAAGAGCAAUGACAACACACGGGAAGGGCAAAUUCUACAAGGACCAGGAAGGCCGAGUCAUCGUGGCAACUGUGUCAUCCGGAGCACUAUUGAUCAGUCUGUGUCCUCAGACGAAGGGGAACCAUCCACCUCUUCCGUCUCUCCUGCAAUGUCGCCUCCUUCCCUGCUGUCCCUGUCAUCUUUUCAGGAUGUGGAUGAGAGUGGAGGAGAAAAGGAAGUAUGGGUGUCUGUUUUCAGAUACCUUAACAGAGCUGAGUUGCUCAAGUGCAUGACUGUCUGCAAGGCCUGGUAUAAGUGGAGCUUUGAUAAGCAUCUAUGGAGCCACCUGGAUAUGAGUCGAUUCAAGCCCCUGAGUAACCAGGCCUUGGCAGGGAUCAUAAAACAUCAGCCCACUUCUUUGGACCUCUCAUGGACGCCCCUGGCCAAAAGACAGCUCAACUGUCUUCUAACCAGGCUACCAGGUCUUCGAGAGUUGAGGGUUGCUGGCCUGUCCUGGACAUGCCUGUCAGCUUUGGUCACCCCGACUCUUCCCUCUCUUCGACUACUGGAUCUGCGUUGGUGUGAAGGCAUUAAAGAUACCCAAUUUAAAGAGCUCCUCACCCAUCAUGGCUCUGAGUCAUCUUACUGCAGACUAAAGAACAUAGUGACACUGCACCUGUCUGGUCUGGAUAUCAACGAGUCCACUUUGAGACUUAUUCAGCAUCAUAUGCCACACUUGGAGAACCUGGAUGUGGCUCACUGCAAGAACAUUACAGAUUCUUCAAUAGCUUUGCUUGCAGCGGUGGGCACACGCACUCGCAACAACCUCAGUGAACUCAUUCUAUCAGGUUGUCAUCAGUUGAGUGAUGGCUGCAUGUCCUACCUGAAGCGCAUCUCCUCUUUGACUUUUCUGGACCUAAGAGGCUGCAAGAAGAUCAGCAUACAAGCCUGCAACGCCUUCAUCUCUGACCUGUCACACAUCGCUGUGUUCUGUAUGAUCGAGGAUAAGGUUAUCCAAUAUCUAAACUGAGUGGUUAUUCACUUUUGGACUGAAACCCGAUGUCACAAAAUUGCUGCUUGGGCAGUGUACUAAUGUCUUUCACAUCAUGUCUAUGACAUCUUUUAUCCUGUUUGUGUGUGUUACAUUAGAGAAAUCUAAUCUUGCCCUGGCAAAAAACGUUUCUUCAAGAAAACAUGCUGAAAUAAUGAUGAUCUCGUCUCAAGUUCUUUCCAUAUUUAUUUGGGUCUUAUUCUGUCGACUGUAUGAGAACAGGUCGAUUUCUAGUUUA